AUGGGUUCCAUUGACCUGAAAGAGGAGAACAAUAAUAAUGUGAUUCUGAAAGAGCAUCAGGAGGGUGUUGCGGUGAAGACGAAGCACAAAGGAUUCAAGGAGAAAACUUUUGUAGUUCGAGAGUCGUUAUUAACAACCGAGUUCCGAAAUGGUAACAUGAAAAUCGUAUACAACUGUUUCACUGCAGUAUUCUUGCUUUUUUUCCUUCGAGCCCUAGUUGAUGACAUCCUCGUGCAAAAAAUGCCAUUACACCAUACCUGGUUGAUCUGGUGGAACUUUGAAAAGUUUUUCUCAACAAUGGCAGUCUGGACCGGUAUGUUUUUGAGCACUAUCGGCGUUUACUUCGCCUACCAACACUGGUCCACAAUCCCUUCAAAAAACACCAAUUUGCCUUCGAAUAUGCCAUUUGUCGCCACAUAUCUUACUUACCUAACUGCAUUUUUCUAUUUUCCACUUAAGUUUCUUUACGAAUCAAAUCUUAAUUGCGCAUGCUCUUUCAUCAUCACAUGUGAGACGACAAGGAUCGCAAUGAAAGUACAUUCUUUUAUUAGAGAGAACUGGUCGAGAGCAAUGAUAAGGAAGAGUGGGGGAACGAUCAAUGCUUGGCCAACUCUUGAGCAAUUCCUUUACUACCAAUUUUGCCCAUCUUUCAUCUACAGAGAUAGCUACCCCAGAACCGAAAAACGAGACAUGAAAGCUGCCGGUCUCUAUUUCUUAGAGUGCCUAGCUAUCAUUGAAUUUGUUAACCUUACCUACACACAAUGGGUUUUCCCUUGGCUUCAUGUCCAGGAUUAUACUUCUCUUAGCCUGUCCACCAUUGCACUGUCUCUAUUUACGGGAAUCAUUCCUGGAAUCAUUUGCCUCAUCACUCUUUUUUAUGGACUUUUACAUUGUUGGCUGAACUGUUUUUCCGAGAUGAUGCAGUUUGCUGAUAGACAGUUUUAUUUGAACUGGUGGAACUCUUCUAACAUGGCCGAGUACUAUAGAAACUGGAACCUAGUAGUCCACGAUUGGCUUUACGCAUACGUUUUUCGUGAUUUGGCUGCAUAUUAUCCGGGACGAAAAGGACAGAAGGCCGCUCAAAUGGCUGUAUUCUUUCUUUCCGCUGUAUUUCACGAAUACUGGUUUGGUGUGGCUUUCAGAUGUUUCUACCCUGUUAUGUUUGUACUUUACUUUAUCUUUGGUGGCAUCUUUUUCGCAGUUUCACGUCUUAUUACAAACCGUUCCGCUUGGAACACAGCGCUCUGGUUCAACCUCUUGAUUGGAACCGGAAUGUUCAUCGCAUUCUACGGACAAGAAUGGUACGCUCGACGUGGACAUUGUGCCCCAUAUUCCAAUGCAGUUGUUGAUUUGUUGUUCCCAAGACAUUGGAAUUGUCAACCGCCAAUCUCAUAA
This is a messenger RNA of Caenorhabditis briggsae, 1395 nucleotides long. The record is from RefSeq and is a predicted model, not a curated record. The transcript is spliced from 8 exons. Gene Ontology annotation, biological process: cholesterol metabolic process. Gene Ontology annotation, cellular component: endoplasmic reticulum membrane. NCBI's taxonomy places the organism in Eukaryota, Metazoa, Nematoda, Chromadorea, Rhabditida, Rhabditidae. Bases 1 to 1395 code for a protein of 464 amino acids.